This is a messenger RNA of Ceutorhynchus assimilis (cabbage seed weevil), 3120 nucleotides long. The record is from the annotation of a GenBank genome assembly. Lineage: Eukaryota; Metazoa; Arthropoda; Insecta; Coleoptera; Curculionidae.
AUGCCUCAAAAUCGGAAGAUAGAUCACUUAUUCGAUAUUUUUCUCAAAAAUAAAAGUGAGAUUUUCGAUAUCGUAACUGGAAAAAUCAAUCCACCUUCCCACUCGGUGUGGAAAAUAAUAUCCAAGGAGGCAAGUCACCACUACACUAAAAAAUAUCUUUACACCAUGGUUCUACAAAAUCGUCAUAACUUCCUGGAGAAACUAAAACCAUCUUUGAAGGAUGUGCCUCAACAUGAUGAACUUAGUUCUUCGGAUGAAAAUUCCACAAAUUCAAAAAAUAGCAUUUCCACAGAAGAAAAUUCAACGUCAUUUUGUAUUACAUUGUCUGCUCAGGAAUGGAACGAAAUCAAACCACAGUCCAAACUAUAUGGCUCCAGAAUAUAUAAUGCUCUACCUCCAGGUAAAUGGACAAGCAUCGUCGCUAAUCAUUUUUGGCAUGUAACGAAAUUGCCAUGCACGAUAAAAUUCCAUCGAGCUAAAAUACAUGAAACGGGACUGUAUUUGAAUUUUAAAGGGACCUGUAAGAACUGUGAGUCCAAUUUAACUGGUGUUCUGCCCGUUAAGCCAUCAGCACAUUCUCUUGUCGUAAUCCAUUGUCAAUAUUCAGGCAACUUCGAUGAUUGUAAAAGUGUAAUCAAGAGACAACUCCGAGGGGCAUAUAGACGUGAGAUCGGAAAAGUGUUAUUGUCCAAUCGACUUCCAGCUAGCACUUACCGUAAACGACAAGUUGAUAACAUAAUGAUAUUGGGUGAGGCCGAACCAAAUGUGAUACCAAAAAGCAAUAUUUUGAGAAAUUUGAAGUACGAAGAACGCAAACGUAAUAGGUUGAGCGAGGAUCCAAUCGAGUCGGUAUACGCUCUGAAAUAUCAACACCCUUACAAUAAUUAUAUUAAAGAUAUCGGCCUUGAUCGGUUAUUUGUUCACUACUGGAGUACACCCCAAAUUCAUGUAUAUAAUAACUAUGUACAAACAACUACCCAUUCAAAAAUAUCAAUUGACGCUACAGGAGAAGUAGUCCGUCGUAUUACAAAACCAAGCGGCGAGAAAUCCAAAGUGAUUUUUUUAUAUGAUAUUACUGUCAAUGAUCGAAAAACUGGAAUGCAGUACUCGGCAUGCAACAUGCUCUCAGAGAGACACGAUGCUGACAGUAUAAUGCACUGGCUGCAAUUUUGGAAACGAGACGGAGCAAAGAUGCCAAACGAAGUCGUUUGUGAUAUGUCAAUUGCAUUAACAUCUGCUAUUAUUCGAUCAUUCACAAGUUAUUCGUCACUGGGUGUUUACCUAGAUGACUGCUAUGAGCACCUUUUGAAGAGGCAGUCCUUGAAAUUUAAACUUAGCACAUAUGUUCGUUUUGAUGUCGCCCAUGUUAUAAAAUCGAUUUGUGGGUGGGAAUGUUUGAAAAGUGCACCAAAACGAAGCAGACAUUUUUAUAAAAGGGUAAUUGGUCAGUUAAUUCAAACCACUAAUAUGUCUGAUGCACACAAAAUUCUUAAAGCAAUAUGUGUUGUUGCACUUAACGAAACUGAAGGUACUUCGGGCAGUACUAACAUCGAAACCCCAUCUGAAAAGUGUAAAAGUUUUUUACGGAGGGUAAUCGGCUACGAAAACAUGAAUGACGAUAUUGGCAACGAAUAUGAGACUGAUAAUGAUAUUAUGAAUUUUGAAGAUCUGUCGAAUAACAAUUUCUGUGAAUGGGGUAGGGCUAUAGAGACUGAGGCUAGAAAUGAAAUUGUUAGGGGAAAUCGUGAUAACUGCCAAUUCCUUCCUGCACUGAUUCCAAAAAUAAUAUCUCUGCUGAAAACAUUUCCUCUAUGGUCUUCAGUAAUGUCGACUGAACAUUUUCCGAAUGCACACUCUACUGCUUCUAGUGCACCAGUAGAAAGUAAUUUCAACAAUUUAAAGAACAGGACCUUCGCAGAUGAACAUUUACCCAUCAGAAUAGAUGAAUUUUUAACCAAACAUAUUUCAUCACUUGAAGGUGCUAUGAAGAUAGCGAUGGCGCAAUCAUUAGACAACACAUUUGAAACCGUAGAAACCGCCAAAGAUGAAUCUUUGCACAACAUUUCCAGUAUUCAACAAAGCCCAACGGAAGUUUUAUCAGAUUUGUUUCUCACAGCUCCAGCUGACUACGACAUCGCUGAUGAAGAAAUACGUGCGCAAGAAAACUGGGGUGGACUAGUUGUUCCAAGUAAACGAAAACGACGCAGUUACUUGGAAAAAAAUAGCGAAUGGCUCCACAUAGACUUACAACAAAAAGUCAGUGUUGUUCCAAUUGGAAUUUUGAGGAACGGUAAUUGCGUCAAACUGCAACCUGUUAAGUUAGCGAAAAAAAAAGUUUUGUUAACAAAUACUUGUGCAUUUGAUUCGCUGAUGCAAAUUUUAUGUACAAGCUUUUGUGACAGUAAUCAUUUCGCUGCCUUCUUUCAAUCUCAGCAACUUCUAGAGCUCACUAAACAAAUGAUCAAGCUCAUAGGACUGAAAGCUUACAAGUUGCGGGCAGAAAUCCUCUCUAUGACAUUCCCAAACCACAAUAUGUUACCGAAUGGAAUGAUCCAUAUUUCAACUGAAACUACUGUAGAAAAUUUGAUCCGCAAGCUUGCUAAUUCCGGAGAACUUUAUUAUUCUUAUGUUGAAAAAAUAUAUUGUUCAAAGUGUUCCAAUAUUAGAAUAAUAUCCAUGCCUAUCAUUCCAUUGGUUAUAGAACAAAAUAUAAGCAUUUCUGAGGGUGUAGAGUCAUAUUUUUGGAAAAGAUUUUCCAGCAGCACGUGUUCGCGUAAGGACUGUGGAGGCACUACAGAUGUGAGUAUUGAGAAAAACCAAGUUUACAUAUUUGUGGAAAUAACUAGAUCCACAACAAAUUCUUUGCCCUCAAUUCCACUACUUCGUCUAUCUGAUAUCUCAAAAGAGAUAUGGAUAGACGAUACAUUAUUAACCUUGGGUGGGGUGAUAGCGUAUGUAGGACCGCAACAACCUAUAAAUAUCACUCAUAUUGGACACUUCAAGGCAUACUGUCACAGAAUUGGGGAGAAAUGGGAGUUGUAUGAUAGUCUCGCUAACAAUAAACAGGACUGCUCAGAAGUCGAGAUGGUAUAUCCCCAUUUACUAUUUUAUAGAGUUUGA